CAGCCUGCAGGCCCGCGGUGCUGACUACUCACUCUGCCUCUCUGCCUCUCCGAUCAUUCUGAAGCGCCCUCUCAUCGCUGCCUCACUCACACACACACACACACUCUCUCACUCUCUCUCUCUUGCUCCCCCUCUCAGUCCCACAGUCUCUCAUUCCUCUACACUGCCGCAGACAUGGCCGAAGCUUUCGUUGGCACAUGGAACCUCAAAAGCAGCGACAAAUUUGAUGAUUACUUGAAGGAGCUGGGUGUCCCCUUUGCAACCCGCUCGGUAGCCUCGAUGACCAAGCCCACCACCAUUAUCCUGGUGGACGGCGACAAGGUGACGGUGAAGACCCAGAGCACCUUCAAAAACACGGAGGUUUCCUUCAAGCUGGGCGAGGAGUUCGAUGAGACCACUGCCGAUAACAGGAACGUUAAGUCCCUUGUGACGAUUGACGGUGGUAAGCUGGUGCACGUGCAGAAGUGGGAUGGCAAAGAGACCAGCCUGGUCAGAGAGGUCAGCGGAAACAAUCUCACACUGACGCUAACGCUGGGGAACGUCGUCUGUACGCGUCUGUAUGAAAAAGCUGCUUAAGAGUCGCACGGUGUUUCCCUCUCAGCAGCAUCUCUUUGCAUCAGUUCGAGCCCCUGCCCCCCGCGUCCCAGACUCCAGAACGCCACUAAAACCCACACCGAGCAAACGUGUUUCGUAACUGCUGCUGUCACCCUUCAAACUGUAUAUUACUGCUGACUGCAUCUGUUUCUCAACAUCCUUCCUUCUACUGUAAGAAACACUGAAUAAAUUCCAAUGAUUUGUUUGUUGUGUUUUUCUCUAUAAAACUGCAGGUUUGCAUUUUUUUACAGGAAAACUUGUUUUGCAUGGUGCAGAUGAUAAAUCUGGACAAGAUUUAGAUUGCAAAAACAAUUGUCUGUUGAGAUAAAAAGAAA
Molecule: messenger RNA, 929 nt
Organism: Salarias fasciatus (jewelled blenny)
Lineage: Eukaryota; Metazoa; Chordata; Actinopteri; Blenniiformes; Blenniidae
Gene: fabp3
Product: fatty acid binding protein 3, muscle and heart
Exons: 4
Coding region: 175-576 (133 amino acids)
Molecular function (GO): lipid binding
Source: RefSeq, a predicted model, not a curated record